Messenger RNA from Patiria miniata (bat star), 4153 nucleotides. RefSeq names its product homeobox protein Hox-B1a-like. Lineage: Eukaryota; Metazoa; Echinodermata; Asteroidea; Valvatida; Asterinidae. Gene Ontology annotation, cellular component: nucleus. Gene Ontology annotation, molecular function: RNA polymerase II cis-regulatory region sequence-specific DNA binding; DNA-binding transcription factor activity, RNA polymerase II-specific. The transcript has 2 exons. Bases 108 to 1232 code for a protein of 374 amino acids. Gene Ontology annotation, biological process: regulation of transcription by RNA polymerase II. The record is from RefSeq and is a predicted model, not a curated record.
GCGUAGUAGUGGCUGAGCCCAAAUAGUACAAGCCAGAGAGACACGGACUAACGGACGCAUUCAUUGCGACAAGGUGACCAGGGAGUGACUUAGCUGAAAGGGGAAAAAUGGAGAAAUCGGCGGCCACCAUGGGCCCAACUUUCGCCGAUUACGGCGACCACGGAGGGGUAUACUCCAGCAUGCGAGGGCUAGAUUAUGUGGGGAACAUGUCCCAGGGUUUGUAUCACGGAAAGCAUUACGCGACCCUAGAGUCGCACGGACCUCAAACUCAGGCGGCGUGUUUCCCGCAUCUAACUGAUCAUAGUGGGCAGAGAAUCCAUGAUUUAAAUCCCACGAGCUGUGCUCUGAAUUAUAUAUACGGUGGUGCAUCGUACGCCUAUGGGGGUAGCGAAGCAAACCAUUACCCAUCACAAACGGGGACAAACGCAUCAGACAGUAACACUAGCGGUCCCGAUUUUGCUCCUCAUAUCCAACGGCAUGUGAGGACAACAUCAACGCCCAGCGCACAUUACAACGGCAACUACAGCGAGAACGCGACAAGUCUUAACACCACACCGACUAGGAGCUCUCGGCUGGAUCAGAGCAACGAUUCACGGCCAGUCACCAGUGAGUCAGACCGGCAAACUACGGCAGCCACGGCACCUUCUGACCAGCCAGCUAAUGGGGAGACGGGCAUGUACAACUGGAUGAAAAUCAAGAGAAAACCGCCUAAAACAGUUAAGACGACGGAGUUCAACAGCGCGUCGGGCCAGCAGUCGCCGAGUGCUGGCGGCGGGAGUGUCAGCAGCCUAGGAGGCGGUGCCAACAACGGCCGGACCAACUUCACCAACAAGCAGCUGACGGAACUGGAGAAGGAAUUCCACUUCAACAAGUACCUGACGCGGGCCCGGCGGGUGGAAAUCGCCGCUAUGCUGGGACUAAAUGAGACCCAGGUCAAGAUUUGGUUCCAGAACCGACGGAUGAAGGAGAAGAAGAAGAUGAAGGAGUGCAUCCCGGGCCCCGUCCCCUCCUUCCAUUCCUCUCUCUCCCAUCACCAUCAUCAUUCGCAUCACCAUCAACAACAACAACAACAACAGCAACAGCAACAACAACAACAGCACAGCGUGCAUUCGUCUGUACCGGGUGCGACACCCGUGACAGCAAUACCAGACUGUGAACACAAAUCACCGCCCGUCUACAACGGCCACAAUCACAACGGUGCCGCGGUGGCCGUCAAUUCAUCAGGGAGUUAGUUUGGCAACAGUUUCAAUAUUCUUUCUUUUUUUUUCUAUUUAUUUCAAUUUUUAUUUUCCAAUCGGUCGGACGAAGUGCCUGGAGCCCCGAUUCGGCGUGAAAGGCAUGUAAAGCAAAGGGACAAGUCUUUUCAUGUAAAGUGCAGAGGCAAUCCGCGUCAGCCGCUCAGAGAGAUUGUGCCGCCGCCGCGCCGUUGCGGCAAUUCAGAUCCCAUUUUACUUUCAUGUCGAGUUCUGUCUCGAUAGUUGAAGGGGAAGCCAGCCCGUUGGCCCCGGUACCGUCUAGUGCAAAAAAAAAACUACAACAAAAAAAUCAAGUUAUUACCUUAUGUAUUGGAGUCAAAGGGGCAAAAUUGAGCCCCUGGGGCCAUUCCCCUGGCAAGGGCACGUAUGAUUCGGGCUUUUCAAAAUCACGAACCAUGGACACGAAGUCGAUUUGGCUGAACAAAAAGCCGCGGUGAGACCACAAAGAGCGCUAAAUAGGUUCUCAUACGUCUCCAACUGGAGGGUUUUGUCUUGCUGAGAAUGAUAUGCCUGAAUAUAUACACCUGCUUCAAUUCAGCUAGGGACUCGUCGCCUGUACACCCAGGCGCCGAGCGUACAAAGGACUCCAUGUUGACGGGAAUUCUCUCUUUUUUCCCAGAUCGUGUUGUUUGUUGGUUUGAAGAGAUGAAACACGGGUGUUUGGGGUCUCAGAUCGGCCGCCCUGAUCCACCGCGCUGACUGCCACACGAGAGAGAGAGAGACAGAAUUUGAGUCCGAGAUUUGACUCGUAAGCCCCGCUUGUCAUGCUGCUCAGAUCCUCUCAGUGCGGGAUUAAUAAUCCCCAGAUAUAUGCCUGUAGGUUUUUUUGGCGCGUUACUUAGCGCAGACAAAUUGAACAUGAAAGCAGCUUAAUAUGCUAGCCGUACGUGUAAUAUUCGGUCUGUCGGGUUUCUCAGUAGUUGCCAUAAUGGGAUAAAUUAAAAGAUAAUACUGUUGCAUUUUUUGUCGCAUGCCUGGUCUGGCCGGUGAUGCAUGCGAGCAGCGAAUCUUGCCGCUAGCCGCAGAAAUCAAACUGGCCAAAAAGGGCAAAUAAAACGCAUUAUUAUUCCUGGAUAAUCGAGCAUGAAUCACAAUUGUGAGUGUCUCACCGCGUCCAACAUUGAUGCUCGCCCAUCAAUCGACCCGUUUGAUCUAUUGAACUAUUCUCGUUCAGAUUUAAUAGAUAUGUGGUGAUCACUAAAAUAUUGCUUUUAAUUUCCACGAUGUCAUUUGCGAGGCAAGGUUUUAACAACAAAAAUCGCAUAAUCCUGUAGGAUUUUUGCGACGCGUGGAUUGAGUACCAGUACAGAUUCUUUUCCUAGGCGUUGACGGCAAAAGGCGCCCUCAUAGUCAGGGGGUUAGAGUGGCCCCUUUUCCCCAACGAACCGUAUACAUUUUACCGUUAGACUGGCACAGUUUUGUCCAAAAACAAGCAAACAAAGACCUAUCGUAAAUUUCUGUCUUAGUACACAAAUAUCAUGCAAAUUGCAGAUGCUGGUUAUCAAACUUUACAUACAAAGAAACAUAUCAAAUUUAUGUCCUUGUUUGGACGAUUUAGACACCACAAAAGAACGUAAUGGCCAUAUUUGAUGUUUAUAUGUAACACGUCUCUCCGCUAUGUUCGGAUGCAACCUAUGUUCCGUAAACAUGCUGCUGCCCUCUAUUGGCCUGACAAACUUGUCUGAAUCAUUUUGUAUUUCACGUCGCAGCUUACUAAUAAGUGACGUGUAAACCGAGUGCAUUUGAAGUUGGACAAUAGAAAGAUUUGGUUGCAAUCUUAACAUUAAUAUGAUGUAUUGUACACCUGCAUUAAUUGCACCUCGACAUAUCCCACAGCAAACAGAAAAGACACGUCACUUCCAGAUUUUUCUUCGGUUUCCUUUUCCAAACGAGUGGGACCAAAAAAAAAAGGCUUAAGCGUGUCUUGUGUUAAUUUGUAUUUCAUUUUUAAACAUAAGACCAGUGUUUAUUUGCGAACCCUGAUGGUAUUUGGAUUUACGUUAUUGCCUUAAACUUCCAAAUGGUUGAGAUUUUAGAGAAGAAAAUUAGCGAGAUUCGAAUCUACGAUCUCUUGAAUACUGGUGUCAAUAUUUCAAUGUAACGUAUUUGAUGAAUGUGUUUAAUUCAUUCACUGUGGGUCCGAUGUUAUUUACAAAGUAAUUAGUAAAUUGAACCGAAGGAAAUUCAUUUGCUGUAAAUGAAUAUCAUAGGUGCCAGAUUAAUAUAUAUUUUGCAGUGUGUUUGAAUUUGCGGAUGGCACCAGAUAAUAAAUGUAUGUGGUGAUGUAGCGCCCCAGCUACAUCAUCGUCCCAACUAUAGUUCGGACUGUCCCAACUAUAGUUCGGACUGUCCCAACUGUAGUUGGGACUGUCCCAACUGUAGUUGGGACUGUCCCAACUGUAGUUGGGACAGUCCGAACUAUAGUUGGGAGAGUCCCAACUAUAGGUGGGGUCGCUGCUAUUGUUGAUCAUCUGGUAAUUCUCAAGGUAAACAAAUUAAUGUUUACUUUUUCUCAAUCUCGGAUUACGUGUAAAAGUAUCUGUCGUCGGCUCUGUUUUUUUCAAGUUGUAUCCGAAGUUCAUAUCGGGGCAUUUCCUCUCUCAUUAUCCCAUUUCUCAUAACUUUUUCAUGCCUCUUUAAUCUGCCAUUCGCUCUUUUCACACUUCCGCCAUGGACAUGCAGAGCCUCGAUCUUGAAACUGUACACAACAAAUAUAGCCGGUUCGGUGAUUCCCGUGUCGGGGUUCAGAUCACUGAAACGGCUAUUUUUAAAAAGUUGCCAGAUCGAGGCUGUGCAUGCCCAAUGGCGGAGUGUGAAAAGAGCGAAUUGGAAAGAACAGUAGGCGUAGUGAAGAAAACUUAGUGUAUCCAUAACAAGAUUUCACUACACUGAAAACU